GUAGUCGGGGACGCCGGGCCGCGGCUUUGCUAGGGAACCGACUGUUAUCGCCCCGCCCCCUCGGGGCUUUUUGUCCCGUUAACUGUCCGAGUGGCUGGGGCUCCGGCGCCGGGCGACAUGCCGGUGCGCUUCAAGGGACUGAGUGAAUACCAGAGGAAUUUCCUGUGGAAAAAGUCUUAUUUGUCAGAAUCUUGUAAUUCCUCCGUGGGGCGAAAGUACCCGUGGGCUGGACUUAGAUCGGAUCAGUUAGGGAUCGUGAAAGAGCCAAGUUUUAUUUCAAAAAGAAGAGUCCCUUACCAUGACCCACAGAUUUCAAAAUCUCUUGAGUGGAAUGGAGCUAACUCAGAGAGCAAUGUGGUUGUAUCACCAGAACCAGAAGCCCUGGAAACACCAAAAUCACAAGAAGCAGAACAAAAGAAUGUUGCUCAAAACAGAGUUCACUCACUAGAAGCUUCCAGGGUUCCCAAAAGAACCAGAUCUCACUCUGCAGACUCCAGAGCUGAAGGCGCCUCCGAUGUUGUGGAAAAUAAGGAGAGUGUAGCAAAUCAUAAACCAGUUAAUGAAAAUGUGGAACUGGAACAGUCUGUCAACGUUCUUUCGGAAAAUGUAGAUAAUGGGUUGGAUAGACUUCUACGUAAGAAAGCUGGAUUGACUGUUGUUCCUUCAAAUAAUGCCUUGAGAAAUUCUGAAUAUCAAAGGCAGUUUGUUUGGAAGACUUCUAAAGAAACUGCUCCAGCUUUUGCAGCCAAUCAGGCUACUGAUGAUCAUUGUUGCCAGAUGCAUCACAUAUACUAAAUAUGAGACAGGGUAAUGAAAACUUGGGGAACUGGUUUUCCACAAUAAAAGCCAGUUUGUUCAGCCAUUCAAAAGUAACUCAAUCAUCCAUGAAACUGAAUACAAAAGAAAUUUCAAGGGUUUAUCUCCAGUGAAAGAACCAAAAUUAAGAAGUGAUUUGAGAGAAAACAGAAAUCUUGAAACAGUAUCUCCUGAAAAGAAGUGUAAUAAAAUAGACGAUCCUUUAAAAUUGGAAGCAGAGAUGGAAUUGAAAGACUUACACCAGCCUAAAAAGAAGCUUACUCCUUGGAAACAUCAAAGGCUCGGGAAGGUGAAUUCUGAAUAUAGAGCAAAAUUUCUCAGCCCAGCUCAGUAUUUAUAUAAAGCUGGGGCUUGGACACGUGUGAAGGGAAGCAUGCCAAAUCAGGGUUCUGUAAAUGCCAUGUGGUAUGCCGAGGUUAAAGAACUCCGAGAAAAGGCUGAGUUUUAUAGGAAGCGAGUUCAGGGGACACAUUUUUCUCGGGACCAUCUGAAUCAGAUUCUGUCUGAUAGCAACUGCUGUUGGGAUGUCUCCUCAACCACAAGCUCAGAAGGAACUGUUAGUAGCAACAUCAGAGCAUUAGAUCUUGCUGGAGACCCUAGAAGCCAUAAGACUUUGCAGAAAUGUCCUUCUACAGAACCAGAAGAAAAAAGAGGUAUCAUUGAAGAACAGCCCCAGAAAAAUACCAUGGAGAAAUUGGGCAUGUCAGCUCCCACCAUACCUGUUAGAAGGCGGCUGGCGUGGGAUGCAGAGAACACCAGUGAAGAUGGACAGAAACAGCCCAGGGAGAAAGAGGAGGAGAAGGAGGAGGAGGAGGAGGAAGAGGACAGGAAAAUGGGCAAGCAGGCUUAUAUAGGAGAGCAAGAGCAGUUGGAUGUACAUGAGAAAUCUAAGGCAGAGAAGAUGAAAGAAGGGUCAGAUUCUUCUUCUGUAUCCUCAGAAAAAGGAGGCCGGCUUCCUACUCCCAAGCUGAGAGAACUUGGUGGAAUCCAGAGGACUCAUCAUGAUCUCACUACUCCAGCUGUUGGUGGUGCUGUUUUAGUGUCUCCAUCUAAGAUGAAGCCUCCAGCCACAGAACAGAGGAAAAGAAUGACCUCUCAGGAUUGUUUAGAAACUUCAGAGAAUGAAUUUACUAAGAGAGAAAAUCGUGCAAUAUCCCUAUUGACUUCUCCAGCUGCUGGUAUAAAAACAGUUGAUCCUCUGCCUUUGCGGGAAGAUUCUGAAGACAGUAUCCCCAAAUUUGCUGAGGCAACUCUUCCAGCUUCAAAAAUUCCAGAACACCCAACAAAUAUCCCUGGACAGUCGCCUUCUCCACUGCAUGUUCCAUCCUACUGGCAUCCCUCUCGUCGAAUUCAGGGCUCUCUUAGAGAUCCAGAGUUUCAGCACAAUGUGGGAAAAGCAAGGAUGAACAAUUUGCAGUUACCUCAGCAGGAAGCCUUUAAUGAUGAAGAUGAGGACAGAUUGUCUCAGAUUUCUGCUCGCUCUGCAGCUUCUAGUCUUCGGGCAUUUCAAACUCUGGCUCGAGCUAAGAAACGGAAGGAGAAUUUCUGGGGUAAAACAUAAACCUAGUUGAUUUGCCUUUAAGGAACCACUGGCAUAAUUUUUCUUUAUUGCUGAUUGUGUUAAAACUUUUUGAGUGUUUGAAUUUUUUCCCAACAUUUCCUACUUUGAAAUAUUUAAUUUCCAAUAGAACAGUUUACUUGGAGAUUUUUAACAUAGGCUUAUAAAGAUUAAUUUUUAAAGAAUUUCUUUUACAUCUGUCUAUCCCAGAGUACAAACACAUAGAUGAUUGAUUUUUUUCACAUGUUGUAACUUUUAUAAUAGGUGUCAUGGAUAAAAUUUCACCUAUCCAGAGAAUAUUUCUAAAAAGAUAAACACAGUGAAGUAAAAGUUGAGAUCCCAGUGUGAAGUAUAUUUUCACCUAUGGUUGGAUAUAUAUAUAUGUAUCUUUAUAAUUGAUGAUGUCAUAAAAUGAAUUUGUUGUUUCUUUAACCUUUGCUGUAGUGUUUCUUUUUAUUUUAGUUCCUUCUAUACGUGUUUGCAGUGUUAAUUGUACUUUGAAAAUACCAACUGUAUAUAUUUUUCUUAUUUAUGUAACAAAGUUUGCUGAAAGAUAUGUAUAUUUUUGAUCUUUGAGUGUAUUCUAUUUGUAUGAGGACUUUGGCUUACAUUUGAAUAAUGUCUAGAUUUUGAAAAAUUACUUGUAUAAUGGAGAAUUAAAAUUUUGUAGACAUUUUGAAAUAAAAAUUGAUCAAGUG
Saimiri boliviensis boliviensis (Bolivian squirrel monkey) is the source of this 3072-nucleotide messenger RNA. NCBI's taxonomy places the organism in Eukaryota, Metazoa, Chordata, Mammalia, Primates, Cebidae. The record is from RefSeq and is a predicted model, not a curated record.